AUGUAUGAGAACCCCCGUGAACGUCAGCUGCCGCUCCUUUGCUCGAGCUGUGGCGACCACGUGUACGAGUACUGCUCCAUCCACGGACGCCUUCUGGUCAUUCCCGACGAUGAGGUGCCCUCUCCAACGGGGCCGCCCCCGCCCCUCGUCCCGCGCGCCGCCCUGUCCCUCCCCCGCGCCUUCCUGCACCUGGCUCCGUCCACCAUACCAGGUGCAGGGCUAGGAGUGUUCAGUACGCUGACGCUGCCCGCAGGGGUCCGCUUUGGGCCCUACCGCGGCCUGAAGACCCAGGCCGUGACCUCGUCCUAUUGUUGGCAGAUUUUCGACCGCGAGCGCAAACCGUCACACGUUCUGGACGCGCGCGACGCCAACAAGUCCAACUGGAUGCGCUACGUUAACUGCUCGCGACACUUUAGCGAGCAGAACCUUGUGGCGUUUCAGUACCGGGGCCAGCUGUACUACAGGCGAGUACUGGACUAGCACGAGUACUAGAUACAUCACAAGUCCAACUGGAUGCGCUACGUUAACUGCUCGCGGCACUUUAGCGAGCAGAACCUUGUGGCGUUUCAGUACCGGGGCCAGCUGUACUACAGGCGAGUACUGGACUAGCACGAGUACUAGAUACAUCACAAGUCCAACUGGAUGCGCUACGUUAACUGCUCGCGGCACUUUAGCGAGCAGAACCUUGUGGCGUUUCAGUACCGGGGCCAGCUGUACUACAGGCGAGUACUA
Messenger RNA from Cydia strobilella, 732 nucleotides. Its product is annotated as histone-lysine N-methyltransferase PRDM7-like. The transcript is spliced from 5 exons. The record is from RefSeq and is a predicted model, not a curated record. The coding region runs from base 1 to 480 and encodes 159 amino acids. Lineage: Eukaryota; Metazoa; Arthropoda; Insecta; Lepidoptera; Tortricidae. Gene Ontology annotation, molecular function: protein binding.